Molecule: messenger RNA, 502 nt
Organism: Serpula lacrymans var. lacrymans S7.9
Lineage: Eukaryota; Fungi; Basidiomycota; Agaricomycetes; Boletales; Serpulaceae
Exons: 3
Coding region: 99-347 (82 amino acids)
Source: RefSeq, a predicted model, not a curated record
GGAGUUUCAAACUUCUUGAGCGCGGUCACUACAUACUAGAUUCAACAGUUCAAGGCGAAGUACCUUUGACCUUUGUGCCAAAGGGCAAACGCGCUGAAAUGUCAUUUAACGGAUAUGAGGAUCCACCAGCUUGGGGAGAACCAGAACCUUCGACAGGAGAUAUCGUGAAGGAUGCCAUCAGGAAAGAACAGGUUUUGAAAGAGAUUGCAGCUGCACAAGGGGACCUCCAGUCUCUGGUCACUCGUGUGCAAACGGUGCAGGGAGAUGUGGAUAAAUUGACAUCAGAGAAUGGAACAUUGCAAAUGUACAUUGAUAACUUGACGAUGCAAAUGGCCAAGAGAAGAUGAAAUUUAUACUGGAGACCUCGCCUACAGACCUGUCUGCCAGAUACCAAUAAUCCAGUACCGGCGAACGCGAGACAACUCCCCGAAAGCAAGUAAUCUGGUAACGUUUUCUAGUGACAGUCGUGAUCUACUACGCGGUCUUAUCAUUUUCGUGAAAU